UCCAUCAAGUCAUGAACGCUACUCCACGAAGAGUCCCCCGCCGUCCGGAGCUCUUCAAGGGGCGGAGAGGCGGCCGCCCCUCAGCCGCCGCCGCCGCCCCUCAGCGGGGCCGCCCCUCAUCCUCCCCCCAACAUGGCGGCUCCCCCGCCUCCCCUCAGCGGCGCCGCCACCGCAUCGCCACCACCUCCCCUCUUCACUGUGGCUUUUCCACCUCCCCUCGACGCCGCCGCCGCCGCCGCCGCCGCACCGUCAGCGCGUCCCCUCAUGAUAGCGGCUCCUCCGCCUCCCCUCGGCGGGGCCGCCCCUCAGCCUCCCCCCAACAUGGCGGCCCCUCCCCUCAGCAGCGGCCCUGCCCCUCAGCUUUCCCCGCGGGUUCUUCCCGCCCGGCGCAGCCGCGGAGCCGCACUCCGGGCGCGGAGCGGGCGGGAAGGGCGGUGUGGCGUCGGCCGCGGCGGGGCAGGAUGGCGCUGCCGCAGCAGUGCGAGGCUGCGUUCGGCACCGCGGACCUGUACGGCGUGCUGGGCGUGCGGCGCGGCGCGUCCGCGCAGGAGAUCCGCCGCGGCUACCACCGCGCCUCGCUGCGCCUGCACCCCGACCGCGUCCCGCCCGAGCAGAAGGAGGAGGCCACGCGCCGCUUCCAGAUCCUGGGCAAGGUGUACGCCGUGCUGAGUGACGAGAAGCAGCGCGCGGUGUACGAUGAGACGGGCACGGUGGAUGACGACGCCGAGGUGCUGCAGGACGGGCGGGACUGGCUGGAGUACUGGCAGCUGCUCUUCAAGGUCACCGUGAAGGACAUCGAAGACUUCCAUAAGAGCUACAAAAACUCGGCGGAAGAGCUGGCUGAUGUGAAGGCAGCGUACAUGAAUUUCAAGGGUGACAUGGAUCGGAUCAUGGAGUCCGUGAUGUGUGCGGAUUACACGGAUGAGCCCAGGAUACGGGAAAUGAUAGAGCAAGCCAUCGACUCCGGGGAGCUCCCGUCCUUCAAGGCUUUUGUAAAGGAGUCGAAGCGGAAGAUGAUGUCCAGAAGAAGGCGGGCAGAAAAAGAAGCUAAAGAGGCAAAAAAGACUAAAGAUGAACUGGGCCUUGGUGGAGAAAAUGACUUGCAAGCACUGAUUAAAAGCCGAAGCAGAGAUCGAGAAAAGGAAAUGGAUAAUUUCUUGGCCCAACUGGAAGCAAAAUAUGGGAGCAGUGCUAAGAAAGGAGGAAAGAAGACCUCAGCCAAGAAAAGAAAGGCAGAAGGAACGGCAUAGACUGAAAAACCAGGUUUAAUUUUGUAUGGAAACGUGGAUUUGGGAGAAUUUGGGGUGUUUUCUAGGCUCCUGUUUUGGACUGUGUGCAUUGACUGGCUGUAAUUGGGAGGCGUGACACGGAAUGCAUCCUGAACAAGGAAGACAAGGCACUGCUGUGCUCAUGUUUCCGACCCUUGGGGUGCUCUACAGUUUAGAUCCAUGUGUGCUGUUCACACAUUUCUUCUGUAACAAACCUCCUGCUAUUUUUAAAGGUCUUUGCACAUCAGCUCAACAGGUGUUUUUCCAGUAGUUUUAUAGUUUGGAAAAUUGCAGAUUUAAUAAAUGAGAAGGUUGGUUUGGUUUUUUUUUCCAGA
Molecule: messenger RNA, 1603 nt
Organism: Corvus hawaiiensis (hawaiian crow)
Lineage: Eukaryota; Metazoa; Chordata; Aves; Passeriformes; Corvidae
Gene: DNAJC9
Product: DnaJ heat shock protein family (Hsp40) member C9
Exons: 5
Coding region: 12-1250 (412 amino acids)
Cellular component (GO): nucleus; cytoplasm
Molecular function (GO): heat shock protein binding
Source: RefSeq, a predicted model, not a curated record